Aspergillus wentii DTO 134E9 is the source of this 1070-nucleotide messenger RNA. RefSeq names its product Fcf2 domain-containing protein. The coding region runs from base 88 to 789 and encodes 233 amino acids. Gene Ontology annotation, biological process: RNA processing. The transcript has 3 exons. NCBI's taxonomy places the organism in Eukaryota, Fungi, Ascomycota, Eurotiomycetes, Eurotiales, Aspergillaceae. Gene Ontology annotation, cellular component: nucleolus. Gene Ontology annotation, molecular function: RNA binding. The record is from RefSeq and is a predicted model, not a curated record.
UUCCCUUUCCACUAUAAAGAGUCAGAUUUUCUUUUCAGGGUUCGCAACUUCACUAUCUUCCUUGCCACAACCCCCUGUCCAUAGGAUAUGACGGAAAAGACAUGUGAUAGAAGUCGCGCUAUUCAGCCUCAAACUGAGGUUGACUUGACAGACGAUCAGAUUCAGCAAUUACUUGUUGAAGCUGAGAGCCGACUGCGAGCUCCUUUAGAGCCAUCUAUCGACAAGCAAUCAAACCAAUCAUUGCUAAAUAUCCCAAAUUUGUCGUCGGGGCAUCAGCUACUACCAUACGUUCGUCAGCAAGAUGGUCUUGCUACUGUGGAUUCUGCGCGUGUCAUCCAUCCUUCACAAAAGGAUACGCCUAAUGCAAUCUGCUCUUUAGGAGCCAAGAAUUUAAAGGAUUCAAUUUCGAAUAAAGAUAAACCCACAGCAGGAAAAGACUGGUUCAACCUCCCCCAAACAGAAUUGACAACAGAAUUUAAAAGGGACCUACAGCUCCUUCGGAUGCGGUCUGUCCUUGACCCUAAGAGACAUUACAAAAAGGAGAAUGGAAAGGCACAACCUCCAGAGUUUUCACAUGUGGGUACUGUUAUCGAGGGCCCAACAGAAUUUUUCAGUUCCCGCAUUGCAAAGAAAGAUCGCAAGAAGACCUUUGUGGAGGAGACUCUGGUCUUGGAGCAAGAAACACGACGUUUCGAGUCUAAAUACUUUGACAUUCAAACCGCAAAGCAAAGCGGAAAGAAGUCAUUUUACAAUAAUCUACGUGCAAAGAGAAGCCGCAGAGGAAAGUAAACUAAGAUUACCUUUUUUUUUUUUCUCUCUUUGAAGGAGGCCGGAUCUGAAAUAUUGGCAAGCGGGUCUUCAUUGGAAGGUUGCUAUCAAUCCUACCACAAUGGUGGUCUGGAUUGCAAAGACUAAGUGACUGUUUGCACUUCACCAUCCUAGGUUUACCGUCUCAACACGGCCGACCGAGGACUUGGCACCGCUCCUUCCGUGGCAGCCGCCCGCAAGUGAAAACGACAUACUCUAAUCAUGUCUAAAAAUAUCUGCAAGGGCCUGUCCAACAAGCCUCU